CAGCAAGGAUGACGAGGGGGAAUGUUGGCAGUAGAUCAUGCAAUGAACUCCUGCCAGUGUGUGUCGAUGGCACUCCCUGCGCUCCUGUGGGGGGAGAAGGGGCUGCUGUGGUUGGAGCAGGGAUGAGGAGGGACGGAAAAGGCCCAUGAGUGAAAGGCUGUCUUGAGCCCAGAGUCAUACCUGCUCCCCGCUCGGUUCCAGGAUGGCCAGGCUCCUGAGGAUGUUCAGAAAGAAGGCUCUGCAGGUGGCCCCAGAGCCUGAGGGAAGCAGCUGCCAUCUUCCCAAGGGGCAGAGCAACCCCUGCGUCCCCGCUGGCGGGGAAGCAGCUCCCGUCCAGGCCAGAAGGUGGAAGUGCCCAGCCUUCUGGAAAACGAAACCAGCUUCCAGCGCAGGCGCCGAGCUGGGAGAGGCUCCGACCAGGCCCAAAUGGAGCUGGCCCAGGAUGCGGUUUCGCAGACAGGACCCAGCCCAGGAGGGGCGCCGGGCAGGGUGGCUCUGGGGCUUGUUGUGUGGGCAGCAGCAGCCCCAGGAGCCCAGCCCUCAUUCCCAUCAGGAGGCAUUGCCCUGCCUGGUCACUGAGGACAUUCCAGCCUCCUCAGGCCAGGAGGUGGAAGGUCCCUGUCCCAGCACCGGCAGCUCAGCAUGGGACAGCAGCAGCCCCUGGGACUCUGGCAGCAGCGAGGCCGAUGGACGCCACUGCUUUGUUCCACGGACCACCUGGGAUUCGGAGCUGGAGGAAGGGGUGGACAUGGCCACAGAUGAAGCUGCUCUCAAGGUCAUCAGAGAGCAGCUCCAGUACAGAGAAAAGGAUGAGGGGCAGCAGCUCCUGUUCCUGCAGGCCAUCUACCCCACAUGUCUGGCUGCACGGGAGAGAGGGGAGGACACUCUGGAGCCGCGCUACUGCAAGGCGGCUGUGGUGAAGAGGAUUGUGGAGCUCAUCGAGGAGCUUCCCGAUGACUCUCCACCCAGCGCCAUCCUCGCCAGCUCCCUGGCUGCAGUGGGCAACCUCAGCACCAUGAAACCUGCCCUUGAGCCAGACCUAGAGACCCAUCUCUUGCAAGCUGCCCUUCACUCAGUCUUCACCCUGGGCACGGAGAAGGACACCACCCACAUCCAGGUACAUCCUCCUCCUCCAUCCUCCAACUCUUCCAGAGUGGUCCUUGGUCCCUACUCCCUUGAUUCGCUGGAGCUCCAGAUUUAGGGGUGGGGUAGGCAGAGAUGGAACAAGCUGCAGGGUUGGAUCGUUCCCUCCAGCAGGGAAGAGAUUACCCCUCCCUGGGGGAAAUUCCUUUCUUUCUUUCUUUCUUUCUUUCUUUCUUUCUUUCUUUCUUUCUUUCUUAUGCCAUGUUUUGCCCAGCAGCCCAGCUUCCAUCAAUAGCAACUUGGCUGUUUCAUACUCUUCUGCCUAAAAAGCCCUCUGCAGAGACCUGCUAAGCUCAUGGAUCAAAGAUCCAGGUGUC
Dermochelys coriacea (leatherback sea turtle) is the source of this 1460-nucleotide messenger RNA. RefSeq lists its product as uncharacterized. Lineage: Eukaryota; Metazoa; Chordata; Testudines; Dermochelyidae. Bases 203 to 1201 code for a protein of 332 amino acids. The transcript is spliced from 5 exons. The record is from RefSeq and is a predicted model, not a curated record.